AGGAGUCGGGCACCCGGUACCGGCGGGAUUGGCUGCGGUUCCGUGACGCGGAGGGGUGGAACCGCAUUACCACCGGGAUGAGCGCGGCCGAGGGCCGGCCCCGGUGCCGGUGGGGCGGCGGCGGCGGCGGCGGCGAGGCGGUGCUCCGUGCCCGUGCUGAGGCCGCCGGUUACCGGAGGCUGCUGCGAGCCCGAGCCGCCGAGGUGGAGGCGUUGCGGGGGGCGGUGGGCGCGUUACACCGGCAGCUGGAGGGGCUGCGGGACCGGCGGAGCGGGGAGCUGGCCAAGUACCAGGAGCGGGUGGCGGAGCUGGAGCGGGAGAUCGGGGCGGCGGAGGCGGAGAUGGCCCGGUGCCUGCGGGAGUACCCGGCGCUGCUGCGGCUGCGGAUGGCGCUGGAGGCGGAGAUCGCCGCGUACCGGGAGAUGCUGGAGAGCGAGGAGCUCCGCCUGGGCGGCUUGGCCCCGCCGUGAGCGGACCCCUGGAGCCCCGGUCCCACCACCGGACCCCGGCCCUGCCGUUACCACUGGACCCGCGGUCCCGGGACCGGAUCCUCAGCCCCACCACCAGACCCCGGUUCCUCCACCGGACCCCAGACCCCCGACUCCUGCGGCCCGGGCCACGAUUCCCUGGGAGCCUCUGGACCUCUCUGGACUCACGGAGCCCCGGUCCUUCUGCCCCCCCCGUUCCACGGGUCCCCCGGACUUCUGCGUGCCCGCCUGCCCCGGGACCGCGGGAGGGCAGCGCCCGGGGGGACACACUCUCACCAGCCUCUCCGGGGUGGGGGUCCCGGCCCAGACCCGUGUGGAAGCACCUCAAUAAAGCCCCGUGGCAUCA
Molecule: messenger RNA, 834 nt
Organism: Vidua chalybeata
Lineage: Eukaryota; Metazoa; Chordata; Aves; Passeriformes; Viduidae
Product: alpha-internexin-like
Exons: 3
Coding region: 78-470 (130 amino acids)
Biological process (GO): neurofilament bundle assembly
Cellular component (GO): intermediate filament; axon; cytoplasm
Molecular function (GO): structural constituent of postsynaptic intermediate filament cytoskeleton
Source: RefSeq, a predicted model, not a curated record